AGUUUCUCCAUCUUGAAGGAGGAUUGAUUAGUAGAUUUGCGGAAUCCUUGAGUUGGUUUCAAGGCGUGGACGUAGGUUUGGUGCCGAACCACGUUAAUAUUACCGUUCCGUUUUGUUCAGUACUUCUGUUGGUGCUUCAUCUUCUUCGUGUUCUGGGACUGCAUCCAUGGAAGAUGAAGGGUGGGUUAUGGUGCCACGUCCCACAGAGAAGUACUGGUGGAAAGCCACUUCAGUGGAAACAGAAAAAACCUGCAAGCCGCUCAAAGUUAGGUUUUCUGCCCCGGCAAAUCACUGGACCGACGCCGUUCCAAUCGGUAAUGGCCGCCUUGGAGCCAUGGUGUGGGGCGGCGUCGCGUCCGAGAUCCUCCAGCUCAAUGAUGAUACUCUAUGGACGGGCACUCCGGGGAACUAUACUGACCCAGAUGCUCCAAAGGCGCUGCCAGAGGUCAGAAAACUUGUCGAUAAUGGCCAAUAUGCAGAUGCUACUGCAGCGGCGGCCAAGUUGUUGGGAAAUCGUGCUGAUGUUUACCAGCUUCUGGGCGAUAUAAGGCUAGAAUUUGAUUAUUCCGAUGCUGGUUAUAGAGAAGAAACAUAUAAAAGAGAGCUAGAUUUAGAUACUGCGACAGUAAUAGUAAAAUAUUCCGUGGGUGAUGUGGAGUUCACAAGGGAACAUUUUGCCUCAAAUCCCGACCAAGUGAUUGUUACCAAAAUUUCUGGAAGCAAACCCGGAUCUGUGUCCUUUACAGUAUAUCUCGACAGCAAGUUAAAUCACCAUUCACGAGUAAACAGAAAUGCUCGGAUUGUUUUGGAGGGAAGUUGUCCUGGUAAAAGGGUCUCAGGGAAAAUGAAUGUAAAUGAUAAUCCAAAAGGAAUCCAGUUUUCUGCAGUUCUUGAUGUGCUGAUAAGUGACAGCAGGGGCGAAAUAUAUGUUCUGGAUGAGAAGAAGUUGAAGAUUGAAGGUUCAGAUUGGGCUAUUUUGCUUCUGGCAGCAUCAUCUUCAUUUGAUGGGCCUUUCACUAACCCAUCAGAUUCUAAAAAGGAUCCUACUUCAGAGUCCCUUAGCAGAUUAAAUAUAAUAAAAAAUUUUUCAUAUUCUGAUCUGUAUGCUCAUCAUUUGGAUGACUAUCAGGAACUCUUUCAUCGAGUUUCAUUGCAGCUUUCUAAAAGCUCCAAGAGCAUUAAAAGAGAUGGGUCUUUGGAGAUGAAGAGAUUUAUGUCCUCUAUGGAGGGUUUAUUUUCUGAAGGAAGUGAAGAUGACACAAUUCCAACUGCAGAAAGAGUGAAAUCAUUUCAAACUAAUGAAGAUCCUUCCUUGGUGGAGCUUUUAUUCCAGUAUGGUCGAUAUUUGCUUAUUUCUUGUUCACGGCCUGGGACCCAGGUGGCAAACUUGCAGGGGAUAUGGAACAAGGAUACUGAGCCGAUGUGGGAUGGUUCUCCCCACUUGAAUAUUAAUCUUCAAAUGAAUUAUUGGCCUUCUCUUCCUUGUAACCUAAGCGAGUGCCAGGAGCCCUUGUUUGACUAUAUAGCCUCUUUGUCAGUCAAUGGGAGUAAAACUGCAGAAGUGAACUAUGAAACAAGAGGUUGGGUCGUACAUCAUGUGUCUGAUAUAUGGUCCAAAACUGAUCCCUACCGAGGUGAGGUCGUGUGGGCCUUGUGGCCAAUGGGUGGAGCAUGGCUUUGUACUCAUCUAUGGGAGCAUUAUGCAUACAUGAUGGACAAAGGUUUCCUAGAAAAUAAGGCAUAUCCCUUGUUGAAAGGAUGUGCCUCCUUUCUAUUGGACUGGUUGAUUGAAGGCAAUGGAGGAUAUUUGGAAACCAAUCCAUCAACUUCUCCAGAGCAUAUGUUUACUGCACCAGAUGGUAGGCCUGCUAGUGUGAGCUACUCAUCAACCAUGGACAUGGCGAUUAUAAGAGAGGUCUUUUCUGCAUUUGUUUCUGCGGCUGAGGUUUUGGGAAAAAAUGAUGAUGAUUUUGUUCAAAAUGUCUGUGUGGCUCAGUUGAAGCUUUAUCCAACAAAAAUUUCUGGAGAUGGUUCCAUUAUGGAAUGGGCACAAGACUUUGAAGACCCAGACGUGCAUCACAGACAUUUAUCUCACUUAUUUGGUCUAUUUCCAGGGCACUCAAUAACUAUUGAGAAGACUCCUGAUCUUUGUAAGGCUGCGGAAUAUACACUCCAUAAAAGAGGAGAAGAUGGUCCUGGAUGGUCAACUACAUGGAAAACUGCUUUAUGGGCACGUCUACACAACAGUGAGCAUGCAUAUAGGAUGAUCAAGAAAUUGAUCAACUUGGUAGAUCCUGAUCAUGAGCAAGCAUUCAAAGGAGGGCUUUACAGUAACUUGUUCACUGCACACCCUCCUUUCCAGAUUGAUGCCAACUUUGGUUUUUCAGCGGCAGUUUCAGAAAUGCUUGUCCAGAGCACCACAAAGGACCUGUACCUACUCCCUGCUCUUCCCCGGGAUAAAUGGGCGAACGGUUGCGUGAAAGGAUUAAAGGCACGCGGCAGAGUGACAGUUAGCAUCUGCUGGAAUGAAGGUGAUCUCCAUGAGGUUGGUAUUUGGUCAGAAGACCAAGACACCACUAAAAUUUUACAUUAUGGUACAAAAACGGUUGCUGCAAAAUUGUCUUCUGGGAUUGUAUACACCUUCAACAGUCAAUUAAAAUGCAUCAACACGCACUCUCCCUCAGAAGCAGCUUUCUUUGAAUGCUAAUGAGCUAGCAAAGUUCUCAUCACUGCGCUCUAUCCAUGUACAGAAAUAAAAUUAGAAGGACUAUUUCUCCA
Messenger RNA from Malania oleifera, 2778 nucleotides. RefSeq names its product alpha-L-fucosidase 2-like. Gene Ontology annotation, biological process: carbohydrate metabolic process. Gene Ontology annotation, molecular function: alpha-L-fucosidase activity. Bases 167 to 2707 code for a protein of 846 amino acids. Lineage: Eukaryota; Viridiplantae; Streptophyta; Magnoliopsida; Santalales; Ximeniaceae. The transcript has 11 exons. The record is from RefSeq and is a predicted model, not a curated record.